ACAAAGCACUAGUGUAGAAAAAGCUUAUUACAAAUAGCAGGAGAAAAAAGAAAUAUCGAGUCAUAGUUUGUACACUGUUUGUUCCUAAAUACUUGUUGACGGAGGGAGUAUAUCAAGUAGGUGCCCAAAAAGAAAAAGAAAAACAGCUUCCCCGCCGAAAAAGCCGAAGCAGUCGUUAGCUGUUUAGGCUAAACUCGCGAACGGUUUUUACAUAGAUGGAUCGAGUCGUUAACCUUCCGUGGGUUCGUCUGCUGCAGGUGGCAAAGACGACCAAGAAGAAGGCUGCGCCCACGCCGGCGGCCACCGCAGGAGCCAUGGAAGCCGCAGAAGCCUCCCCGCCGGCGCAGCAGCCGAGCUUUCUAUACACGGCGCCGCCGCCCGCCAUGCCGGUGCCUUUCAUCUGGGGCGGCGGGUCCACCUGGCCGCCGCCGCCGGCCGGAGGAGCGUACGACCCCGCCGCCGGAGCCGGAGCAGGACACCCCCACCCGCCGCCGAUCUGCUUCCCGCCGGGGUGCGCCUGGUACUACCCCGUCAUGGCGGCCUCCGCCGCCGCCGGGGGGGAUCAAUCCCCGACGUCCCAGGAUCCGCCGCCGACGAGCGCGGCCGGAGGCGGAGACGACGACCCCUGCAUCUCGCUGACACUCGCCAUCGACGCCGACAAGGCCGCCAAGAGCGCUGCUUGCCAGAGCAGCAGCAAGGAGAGCAAGGCGGCGGCGGCGGCGGAGGCGAGGAGAAGGCGGAAGGAGCUAACCAAGCUCAAGCAGCUGCACGCCGCCGGCGGACGCCAUGGAGGAGGAGCCGGAGAGCACUGCCAUUGUUCUGUGAUCCAAGUAACCAACCAACACUGAUGGAUGACGAUUUUGGGGGAUUAAUUCCAGCUCGGAGGCAAAAUGACAACCCUACUGAAGAUCAAGCACUGAUAUAUACUCCGUAUUUAGCAGUACAGGAAAUUUCCUUCCGGUUAAUUUCUUGUUCUUCAUGCAUGCUUCUACUACUAGCUUGCUUCUUAUUAGUACUAAUCAUGCCUUAAGGCAGCACCUGUCAAGUGUUUUCUGAAAUAGUAUUAUCAUUCUUUGGUGCAAUCUGUAACCGGAGGGAGGAGUGUCUUGUGAGUUGUGAUUCUUUUUGUGUUACAUUCUUUGAACUCUUUUGCUCCGUGGAAAAGAGACCAAAAAAGUUUAUUUAGAUAUAAGGCUGAAAUAAACUCAUGCCCCAAAGCAGUUUGAGUG
Brachypodium distachyon (stiff brome) is the source of this 1229-nucleotide messenger RNA. RefSeq names its product formin-A-like. The coding region runs from base 216 to 848 and encodes 210 amino acids. The transcript is spliced from 2 exons. The record is from RefSeq and is a predicted model, not a curated record. NCBI's taxonomy places the organism in Eukaryota, Viridiplantae, Streptophyta, Magnoliopsida, Poales, Poaceae.